GUGUACCGCUGGCCCAAUUUGGAGAAGCUUACUACAUUUCCCAUGGAAGAUUUUGAUUUAGAAGUAUUUAUGAUUUUGAUUUCCGAUACCAGUCAAAAUCCAGAUGAAUAUAAGGUUCUGGUUCCGUGGAUAGGUGGUCAUUUUAAACAGAGAAAUAGAUCAACCCCAUUGAAGGAUGACCAAUAUGACACUGAAAUUCCAAUUGACUGGCAUCAAGUUGGUCGUAAUUUUCUUGAUGCAACUGGCCUUCCUAAAAAUCUCCAAAUAAAGGUGAAGGAACAGGAGGCAGGGCAGCUGUUUGAACUGUUGUCAUCCACUUGAUGCCAUCUCACUGACAAUUUCUAGGCGUCUUGCGAAAUUGUGGUUACCUUCCAUCAAUAUUUUGGCCUGCAAAUAACGGGUCAGUGAAUAUAAGACUUGAAAAACAAAGGUAUUCUGCGGCACAAUAAUUGCCAUGGAAAUCAUCUUCCCACUCUUGUCGUUGUCUUGUUCCUCUUGUCUCUCGACAAGAAGUGGUUGCCUUGUAAGGCAUUUUGUGAUACUUUUGGAACGCUGCUGACUUGCAAUACAUUGUUAGUUAUCUCAUCGCCUUUCCACUGUUAAGUAUUGCAUGAAACUUCGGAUCCAUUAAUUCUGUGUAUUUGGAGGAUUAAGUGUCCGUUAGGUGGGCUGAUACAAGAUUAAUAACAACAGAUAACGAUUUGCC
Zingiber officinale is the source of this 706-nucleotide messenger RNA. RefSeq lists its product as uncharacterized. The annotation marks the transcript as partial. The transcript has 2 exons. NCBI's taxonomy places the organism in Eukaryota, Viridiplantae, Streptophyta, Magnoliopsida, Zingiberales, Zingiberaceae. The record is from RefSeq and is a predicted model, not a curated record.